CUAAUUUAUUAUUUAUGAGCACAUUGCGUCGGUAAGAAGCUGAACUAAUGCACAUUCUAUGCUGUGAACUAGUGGACGCGUAAAUAAUUAAACCAGCCAUUAAUCAUGCGCCAUUUGAACGUGGCAUUCCCAAACGGCAGAUCACGGUUAGCGAUGGCAGUGGCAAGAGCGUUCCGUGUGUUGUAUCGCAUUCUCGUUGACUACUGUUCAAACUGCUCCCUGGCCGGUGUUGGAUACAUCUCGAACCGGAAGUACCACUGGACGGAACGAUUGUUCUGGAUGGCCUGUGUACUGUUCGCGUGGACCGGUUCGUACAUGCUGAUCAAAACGUACAUGGAACUGUUCCGCAAGGAUGCGGUCAGCAUCGUGGUGGAGAAUCUCGAUCCGCGCAAAGACAUCACAAGCUUUCCAUCGGUCGGUGUGUGUGAGAUGGGCUAUACCAAGCAGCAGUACGAUGCGUUGCAGCAUGUGAUCGAUGGGUUUCGCACGAGCGAAGAGAUGGAGUACAACUACGAUGUGGAGGAGUUUAUGCUCCGCUUGAUCUACCACAAUCUGUACAACUAUGGUUCGAUCAAGUCGUACUGUGCGAUGUACAAGGAUUGUGACGAUUGUGUCAAGUGUCCGGUUGAUGGAUAUCCACGGUUUUCUAUCGCGGUCCGUGCCAACUGUUCACAGCUGUUCGAUGAGUGCCGCUGGAAUGGCGAAGUGUUUGACUGCUGCCGUUACUUUCGCCCAAUACAGACGACGAUGGGUUCUUGCUUUCUGCUAAACUCCAUACAGACGAUCAAAAAAUACAGCCCACAGUGGUUACGCAUGGAUAUGAGUAUGGGAUCUCCCAGAGGAGAGCUGCUGCUAAACUUUAGCCGCGCAACGACGGCAUACCUCCAGAACCAGGAAGACAUUCCACACAUGCUGCUAACGACGCUCCAGUUCAACCAAAUGCCGGAAGGAUAUGCGGGUAAGAUCUUCAUCACCGUGCAGAACAUUGCGAACGAUCCACUAGUACGCACGGUCGGCAAAGAUGUGCGCCGUUGUGUUUUCCCGGAUGAGAGUACCGAUACCCGGUACGCAAAGUACAGUUACAGUGUGUGCGUUACGGAAUGUCUAAAGACGGCACAGAUUAAAACGUGCAAUUGCUGUCACCACAACAUGCUACUUGGAAAAAACGACAAAAGCCCGGUUUGUGGAUACGAUGGGCUUAACUGUCUCGAUCAGCGCGAUCUGAUGUUUCCCCAGACGACCAUUAUGCAACCGUGGCGUACGAAUGGGCUCGUGUGUGAUUGCUACCCAUCCUGUACCGAGCAUGAGAUACGCAUCAUCGGUCGCGAAUCGGAAAUGGAACGUCGAACUGGCCGGUCGGUACUGAUCAAAAUUAUGGGUCUACCAUCGCAACGCUAUCGGCGACAGAUCGUGCGUGAAAACAUCGAUGUCGUCGUAUCGAUCGGUGGGAUUUUGGGACUGUUUACCGGUGCGAGUAUUUUAAGCUUGGUGGAGUUUAUCUACUUUUUCACCGUCCGCUUUGGAUCGUACGUGGUGACUGAGAUUAAGGAGGAAGAAAACGUCGCUGUAACGGAUAAUGAGUCGGAUGAAAAUGAUUUGCAAGGAAAACAUCAAACAUUACAUUAGGCCAGGGGUCUCCAAACUAGGGCCCGCGAGGCCCUCCCUAGAGAUCCCGAGAUUGGCCCUCAGCUGUGGCUAUUCCACUCAAUGUGGCUCGCCAUCUAAAAAGUUUGGAAGCCCCUGCAUUAGGCGAUGAGAAAAUGUUAUCCUUUUUUGUGUAUUGAAAUAAUUCAUUUUAAUUAGAUGUGCUAUUUGUUAAGCUUUUGAAAGUAGCUAUCGUCCAGGUGCGCAUCGAGCAUAUAGUGUUGUUUGGUAUCGUUUUCAUGACAGUCUCAAGGUCACGAAGUAAAUACGAGCAAUCAUCGCUCGAUAACAAAUUUCAACUUUUCAUUAUUAACUUUAAUAAACAAUUAAAUAUUCUAAUCUUUUAUGCCACGCAACUACACCUUCUGCCUUCUUUAAUAUCCAACUCCCUACUAGAGAUGUGCAAAGUGAGUAAGAGUGAGUUUGAUACACAUGAGUUUACACACAUGAGUUGAAACGGAAUACAUGUGUACAAUACCCAAACUAGCCAAAUGAAUAUACUUCUCGCUCUACCUAACUAUCAAUCCUGCAUAAGCGAACAAGCGAUAUAGUGUGAUCGGCAAGGAUAUUAAACGGGAUCCGUCUCUGCUUAAGAGAUUGGCAAAUUUAUAGAAUUUUUUUAUAUAUAGGCUAUAGGCAAAAUUUGGCGCAAAAAUGAGCCUUAUGAAAUUUUCUAUUUUUUUUUAAUUUUUUUUAUUUUUUUAUAAUUUUUUAUUCUGUUUUUUAUUUAAAGCAUCAUUUGAGUGAAAACAAACUUUUUUGAACCAAUUGGCAUUAAAAUAAAUCAAUUUUAUUUUUUUUUGCAAAAUUUCUCAAAAAAAUGGUAAGGGGUACCCCUUAUGAAAUUUUCGAGUGGAAAAUUUUUUUGAAAUUUUUUUCUGAUUUUUUAUUCUUUUUUUAAAUUAGAGCAUUAUUUGAGUGAAAAGAAACAUAUUGCAACAAAUUCACAAUAAAAUAUAUCAAAUUUAAAAAUUUUGCUGAAUUGCAGAAAAAUGAGGAAAAUUUUACAUUUUCUCAAACAGGGUAAGGCACUUGGUUCCUCGCAUAACUUCUGGCACAGACAUCUGAGGGCAUGGCCGUCCAAGAAGAAAAUGUAGCCAUUGGUGGCAUCUAUCGACCACAGGUUAAAGAUUGGCGAUCCGUUGGAUACCGACCGAGUUAUAGCCAAAACUUGGCGCAAAAAUGAGGAAAAUUUUACAUUUUCUCAAACAGAGUAAGGAGCUUGGUUCCUCGCAUAACUUCUGGCACAGACAUCUGAGGGCAUGGCCGUCCAAGAAGAAAAUGUAGCCAUUGGUGCCAUCUAUCGACCACAGGUUAAAGAUUGGCGAUCCGUUGGAUACCGACCGAGUUAUAGGCAAAAUUUGGUGCAAAAAUGAGGAAAAUUUUACAUUUUCUCAAACAGGGUAUGGAACUUGGUUCCUCUAAUAACUUCUGACACAGACAUCUGAGGGCAUGGCCGUCCAAGAAGAAAAUGUAGCCAUUGGUGCCAUCUAUCGACCACAGGAUACAGAUUGGCGAUCCGUUGGAUACCAACCGAGUUAUAGGCAAAACUUGGUGCAAAAAUGA
Molecule: messenger RNA, 3210 nt
Organism: Anopheles funestus (African malaria mosquito)
Lineage: Eukaryota; Metazoa; Arthropoda; Insecta; Diptera; Culicidae
Gene: ppk15
Product: sodium channel protein Nach
Exons: 5
Coding region: 106-1626 (506 amino acids)
Biological process (GO): sodium ion transmembrane transport
Cellular component (GO): membrane
Molecular function (GO): ligand-gated sodium channel activity
Source: RefSeq, a predicted model, not a curated record